GUCUUCUCGCGCAUCCAGCGGCCAUUUUACAAAGCCAGCCUCGGGAGUGCGAGUUACAAGCUCCUCUGUAGUUACCUUCAUUCAAUAUAGUUCGUUGUUUAACCGUAUCCAGUACCCUCGCGAUAUUUUUUAACGGUUUCCCCCUCCAGUCUACUUGUGUGAAAAUGUCUCGUGACCGGUCCCGUAACCGUGGAGGAUUUCAGCACCGAGGCCGCGGAGGAAUGGGGAUGCGCGGCGGCAUGGGAAACCCUAACUUUCGGAAUCAAAACCAGCAUCCUUUUCAAAACCGGGGACCCCACAUGGGUGUAGGGUUUAAGCCGAAUCAGGGAAACCAACCCAACCAGGUCUCUACGCCACAGAAGCCGCAGGAAUCCAAUCAGAACAAGCCAGUUGUCCAAUCACCUCCGGCGCAAGGCCCUGGUGUGGCCCAGCAGAGCAACAACAAAGGCCCGGCGCCGCAGCAGACCGCCAGCCCCGCUCAGCCGAAGAUCCAGUCCCCGCCGCCGCAGAAUACUGUAAAGACUCCGGACCUCGGUUCUCCGCAGAACCAGGCCAGAAAGAACCAACCCAAAGGUGCGGUGGGAAAUGGCCAAAAGCCGCCUAUUACCGUGAAGAAAGACCCAGAGCAGACGCCGCCUCUAACACAGCAACAACCAGGCACAAAGACCGAGCACGUCUCCCAGCCUCAGCAGUUGAAGGCAACGCUGUCUUUGCUGCGCAAGCCCGGGGAGAAAACCUACACUCAACGUUGCCGUCUGUUUAUUGGGAACCUACCAAACGACAUCACUGAACCUGAAUUCAGGAAAUUGUUUGCAAAGUAUGGGGAGCCCAGUGAGAUUUUUAUCAAUCAAAGCAAAGGUUUUGGAUUUAUCAGACUGGAAUCUCGUGCCUUGGCAGAGAUUGCAAAAGCUGAGCUGGAUGAUACUCCGAUGAAAGGCAGACCACUUAGAGUUCGUUUUGCCACUCAUUCUGCUGCACUUUCUGUGCGCAACCUGUCUCCGUUUGUGUCCAACGAGUUGCUGGAAGAAGCCUUCUCUCAAUUUGGAAUGGUGGAAAGGGCUGUAGUUAUCGUAGAUGACCGUGGUCGCUCAACGGGGAAGGGCAUCGUUGAGUUUUCUUCCAAGCCAGCUGCAAGGAAGGCCCUUGAUCGGAUCAGUGAUGGAGUUUUCCUUCUCACAUCGGCACCCCGUCCGAUUGUGGUAGAAUUGUUAGAACAGUAUGAUGAUGAGGAUGGAUUGCCAGAGAAACUUGCACAGAAGAACCCCAGUUAUCAGAAGGAGCGAGAGCAACCUCCUCGGUUCGCCCGUCCUGGCACCUUUGAGUUUGAGUACUCCCAGCGAUGGAAGUCUCUUGAUGAGAUGGAGAAACAGCAGAGACAGCAAGUGGAGAAAAACAUUUGCGAGGCCCGUGAGAAGCUAGAAGCAGAAAUGGAAGAUGCCUAUCAUGAGCACCAAGCAAACAUGCUCAGACAGGACCUCCUUAGACGUCAGGAGGAACUUCGUCGCAUGGAAGAGUUGCACAGUCAGGAGAUGCAGAAACGUAAAGAGAUGCAGCUCAGACAAGAAGAGGAACGCCGUAGGAGAGAGGAGGAAAUGAUGCGGCAGAGAGAAAUUGAAGAACAAAUGAGACGCAAACGGGAGGAGUCUUACAGAAUGGGAGGCUUUAUGGAUAAUAGGGACCGGGAGAUGAGAAUGAAUCCUAGUGGAGGCCUGGGGUUGGCUGAUAUGCCGUUUGGGUCACCUAACCAGAAAUUCCCAUUGACAGGAAUGAAUUUUGAAGGACACCAGGGAAUGGGGGGACCAGCACCAGGGGGCAUGGUGCCCAACGAAAUGCGCAAUGAGCGUUUCCCACAAGGUGGCCCAGGGGGUCCAAGGGGCAUGGGUGCUGGAAACCCAGGAUUUGGCAGGGUCCGUGAGGAAUAUGAAGGCUCUGCCAAGAAGCCACGCUUCUGAUCUGGCACUUUAAAAAUCAAAGUUUGUAUGUGGAAAUCCAGAGGCUCGGUUCCGGAGUCGCAAUUGAUGUAUUUAAGUUUAAAAGAAUUUUCUUGCAGUUUUAGCCUGAAAACUUAUCCCAUUUGUGGCAAGAUUUUUUUCGUCCUAUUUUUAUUUUGUAUUCUUAAUAGGUUUAAUAAUAAAACCAUUAAAGCCAGCAGUGGCUUAGUUCUACCAACAUGUAAUCCUCUUUCUUACUAGUCUUUAUCUUGUCAUGUUACUUGUGUUAUUCUGGUGAAUAUUGUAAAUUGUUCUGAUCUUACUAUGGCUGUGUUCUGUGCCAUUCACAUUUAAAAUACUACAUGUACAUUUUUCAAUAAAGAGUGCAGUUGGUUUUUCAAAACCCCAAUCAGGUGUUCUUGGCACGAUGAUUAAAUUUGUGAAGUGUCAGAUGUCAGACAUCUGAAGAUACAGGGACCUCUAUUGCAGCUUAAAGCUUGGAUUUAUUAAAUACGGUUUAAUGGUUCGCAAUCGGUUUUUAUUUAGGAAAAAUAGCUUAAUUUUGACAAUUUGUCUUUGUUUUAUUGGUUAACAUUGUGCCCGUUUCACAUGUACUCUGAAUGCAGUGCGUAAUACAGCCCGUGUGUGGUUUUUGCGCAAUGCAGAAAAAUUUUAACAUGGCCUACAAGCCUACUUUUCAUGCUCAAAGAUCGUAGACCAUUGCAAACACUUCAAAUCAGAACCUAUUUGACUUGUGCUUUUGUUUGUAAUUUAAAACUUUAUAAGCAGGCCUGCUAGUCGUCAAAAAUAGUUUUUGCUACAUCCAUGAGUGCCAUCGUGUUGUUACUACGGUAUGCAGUUUUUCUUGCUGUAAACCCAGCCAGAAGCUAUGUGUUGACUAUGAAUCACUCUUUAAUUAUAUGCGUUUAUGCCAUAAUGACCAAUUGCUUUUAAAAAUUAAUGUUAAUUGCAAAUAAUGCCCUGUUGUGUUUAUUCAGCACAUAUAGAACAGCUAAAUAAAAAUAGGACUGAUUUUUGCACUCAUUGUCGAGCCACCUCUGUGAGCAGUGUUAAUGCUCUCACCUGUUAACAUGGUUAAAAAUACGCACUGCAAACAAAGUAUGUGUAAAACAUAAAAGGCUUUAUCCUGAUCGCUUCAGGACUUUCUUUAAAAUACACAUUGCUAUAUUUUCACUCAUUUACAGUAAUACAUUAUUUUCAAAAUAAAAGGCUAAGAUAAGUUAACUAUGUAUUGCGAUUUUAGAGAACUCUUAGCCACUUGUGUACCGUCAGUGAAAUGCUAUGCAGCAUUUUGUUUCUACAUAAUUAUUUGAAGAUUUCUGUGCUCUAAUUCUGAUAAUCCAUCUUUAUCCUUUUUUAGAUUUUUGUGUGUGUAGUUUAUUCUGGACAAAGCAGCAGUUUUAAUCUAUUUUGCUGCUUCCCCCUCCAUUUUUUUUUUUUUUUUUUUUUUUUUUUUUUUUUCUGAAUAUUUGAAUCUGAACUAUAAACUAGAUUUUUAUUAUUCAUUUAAAGUAACUAUGUAGUCUCUUUGGGUUUCUUUUGCGGUUUAUUGCAAAAAAACGUAUAUAAUUACAUUGUCGUUUUAACAGCGGGCAGGAGUACACAUGUAUUUGUUGCAUCCAUAAAGCAAUCUGCCCUUUUCACAUACUCUUGUACCCACUCACCAAAUGUGCAUACUUCAGAACAGACAUUUUGACAAGACAAGCCAUUUGCCUUAUUAGAAGUCAGAAUGUGUUAGAUCUGAUAUUUCAAUUGUUGCAUGUAGUUGCUUUAAUCUGCAGUCAAUGGUGAAGUGUAUUUUUCUUGUCCCUGUUGUCAAAAAAUGGGCUUGGAAAAAAUUACUUCACGCUUCCAGAGCAUGUUCCAAUGUUUGAUUAAACCAAUAACCCUUCCACAAACUCGCGUCAUUGAAGUUUUGAAUGGGCCAUUGUGAUGGCACUUUGGGAGGGAGCAUUUGAUGUCUCUUUUGUAGUUUUAAUUAGUCGUAUCUGCACAUUAAAGGGUUUUUCGGUUAAAUUCUGAAAUCAAUAUUUAAGCAAGUACGUAACCAGCUAGUGUUUAAAACUAUCGUCUUUCCUAAGCCCAAUUCAUAACAUUAAGCUUAUCAUUUUAUUUUGAAUUUGUCAAAGUCUAGUAGUAAUUUCCCUUAAAAUUUGAGCAUGUAACUGCGUCGUCACAUCUGUAAACAUAAAGUUGCUGUCCCAGCUAAUAGGUUAUCGCAUGUGAGGAUCUGGCUUGUAGUGGAUCAUUUAUAGCCUUUUCUCACAGCAGAUAAUUACUUAUUAUUAGUUGGAUUGCAAUCCAGAAAGGAUUAUGAAACUGAAAACUAUGUAACUGAAAUUAAAUCUUAUUGAAGAUAGCUUGGGAUAACACACAAGAUUUAUUUCAAAGAAAGAAUUUCUUAAUGAAAUUCAAAUGGUAUGGCAAUGAGACAAUGUUAACAUUGCAAAUUAUUAUUGCUAUACUUUGUUCUUAAAUUGGUACUGUUUAGUGUGACACGAGCUAACCGAUAAUUAGAUUUAAUCACCAUUGUACCUUGAUUUAUUGUAAUGCUAUUUCCUUCAGUUGUUCAGAACAGAUUUAAGAUGACUAUAUCUGGUGGCAAUUCUUAUUUAGGCUAUAUAUUCUAGAAUCUGUGUCCACAUCAGUGUGGUGACUGACAGCCACACGUUAGAUUCAUGCUGGUGCACAACCCACGUAAGGAAGAUAAUCCUGCAAAUACAAACAGAGAUGGUGACCGAGGCAAAGCCUAUGGACUGCAGCUUGAAGAUGAGAUUGAAAAACGUCAAGAUGCUGUUAACUCUAGGGGGGGGAUUAUACAAUCUUUACUUGGCUGUUAAAAAGCAAAUCUGUCCACUUAGUUGUCACACAGCAUUUUGACUCUUAAGAGACAACUUGGAACUAGAUAUAGAAUAUAAUUAAAUUCUCCUGAUUUAGAUUUAUAUACAUAUAUACACACACACGUAGUGAAUGUUGACAUCCUUUGUUUUGGUUACAGGACAUAGACACUUGUUUAAAUGUUUUUAAUACAAAUUUAAUUACGUUUUUUUAAAUGCUUUUAAAAUUAAAAAAAUGUGUGGUUGUUUCUGCUAAAUAUUGCUAUUUCUGCUUGAAAGCACAAAUUUAAAUAGUUUUUUUUUUUUCUUCUCCAAUGUUUGUGCAUCCACAGCACCAACUUCUGGAUUAAGUUGAUUGUAUUGGAUUACAGAUUUAUUUUUCUGCAGUUGAAACAAAAUGCUACAUACUUUGUCUUGGCCCACCGAAAAAUAAAUUAGCAAUGAAAUUGACUGAAAUUGUGAAAAAUUAUUAUAUAACACUUGUCAAGUUUUUAGAUGGUUUACAUCUUUCACUUUUAAUAUAACAGGAUUUUUUUUUCUUUUGUAAAACAUUAGAUCAGUUAACUAAUGGCUAAUAAUGGUUCUCCACUAUACUUCUUAAUUUUUAGAAAGAUUAUAACAUUGCAUUUAUAUUAAAGUUUGACAAAUGUAUUUGACAAAUGUCAACAGUGCAUUUAUACCUAAUAUUUUUAUUAAACUUAUUUCACUUUGCAUGAUGUGAUUACCUAUAUUUUGGAUUUUACACAAUGUAAAAAAAAAUCUUAUUCUCACUCCUGCAUUAGAUAAUUUACUGGUAACUAUUUUGGAAAUUGCCUUGAGUGAGGACUUCUAAUUUGAUUUUCUUACUAAAUUAAAUGUUUUAUAACCUUUGGAAUAUAUUCUAGGUCACUUACCUGCAUUUUUUUUUUUAUUAAAUCUUGACUAUACUGUAUGUACUAUUGUAUUAUCAAAUACGUGGGUUAACAAUUUAUAAUUAGUAAUUUCUUUUAUUAUAAAUAACUAAUUUCACUUUGCGUAAUGACACUUUACAAAAUCUCAUUCUCUUAUUGUUAAUCCUGCAUUAGGUAAUUUACAGGUAACCUUUUUAGGAAUUGCCUUAGUUAAUUCAUUUCGACUAAUUUGAUUUGUCUACGUUUUCUUGCUAAAUUUAAACCUUUUUUGAAUAUUUGGAAGCUUGAUUUAAACUAAAUUGAACAUGAAAGCCAUGUGUAAUUUGAGUUGACUUCAGUUUUUAAAUAAGAUAUACGAAUAUUUUUAAUUAAGGUAAUUUUUAACAUCAAGAAGGGAGCUGCAAAAAGGUAAUUUCACAUGCAGAUUUUCUCAGAUACAUUGUGGAAGAAAUGUUAUUGUUUGUGUUGGUUUCUAUACAUUUUUUUUUUCCUUAACAGGUUUGUUCGUGACUUCUGAAGUAUCAAGUUUGGAACUGUUUUGGAUUUUAGCGAUUUAUCCACACUUAGUUUCUGCUUUUAUAUGGCAUGCCAAUGGACUGUUCACCAGCUCUCGAUUGCGUAAUGUUCUCAAAAUAGCAGAAAUUUGUUUUUUUUUGUUUUUUAGAACAAAGCUCUAGUCUGAUUGACUGGCUUUCAAUUACCAGGAGUCGGGAUGUUUAAGUUUUGGACAGUCCACCUGGAAAUAUGUUCUCAAGCUUCUUCAGUGAGAACUGCAAAGGAAAAAAUAGACGUUGGAUUUUGCCAUCAUUUUAUAUCUUCAAGAGCUUUAAGAUCCUUGGUAGCAAGCCUAAAAUUAAUAUUACCCUUUUUCCACCUACAUGAACCACUGCUAUAGCCAGUUCAGAGUUGGUUUGACUGGCUAGAAUUCUAAGAACUGGUUUGCCUUUCUGUUGGCUAGAGAGCCACCACAGAGCCUGGCCUUCCAUCACUGUAUGUCAUCUGUAUACGUUUCGUUUCUCCUAGCAGCACUAGCGCAGCAGAGCCAAACACAACCGGCUUGUUUGGGAUGCAUCGACGAUGGGCGGACCGAUCGGUGCAAUAAUUUGGUGCCACUUAAGAGUCACUUUUCCUGGUUCGGAGCUGGUGUUUUGGGUGUCAAAAGACAAAGAACCGACUUGAAAUUAGGCUCUGGCUCCGAACCAGCACUCAAACCUCCUUGGUGGAAAAGAGGUAUCGGCUAACACCAUGUUAAAACAUACCACGGUUGGUCACUUCAUGUUAGCUUCUUGUCAUGUAGCCUCAUUUGGUUUGGGUUAUCUAUGUUUAAGCCUAAUGAAAUGUGAAGUUAAUUUGCUACAAAAUUUGACCUCCUGGCAUGCAACUAUUUAAUUAUUUACAAAAAAACUCGGCCUGUUUGUCUGAUUUAAAACAACUACAUUUAUUUUGCUUCAUCACUAGUUACUCCAUUACUAAUUAUUGUUGCUACAUCUGUGCCUCAAAGUAGUAUUAAAUCAUAUUUUCUUCAUAAGCUAUUUUACAGUAGAUUUUCAAAACACAUAUCAAAAACAGUUUUUAGAAAGCCAACGUCUGAAAAGCAUAAAGUACUAGGGCGAAAUUCAUACAAGUUAUUUUUUUACUACCAUUUUCUAAAAAAAAGUUUAGAAAUAUUUUUUAUUCACAAAUACAAUUGAUUGAAAUGAAGUUGAAGUCCAAAAAUUGAUUUAUUAUUUUUAUUUUUUUAUUUUUUUAAAUCUUUGUUUACAAUGAACUUAAGAACUUAAUGACAGCUUGCAUAUUCAGAUAAAGUAUGCUUUCCAGGACUCAUCAGUUAAGACUGACCAGUGUCCUGAGGCCAGCAUGAAAAUUGCUCUGGCCAGUUUAGAGUUGUCAUUGGCUCUGUUGGGUAAACACUUGACACACGAAGAUGGCCCACAACAAAUUAAAUUCACUUUUGCAUCAAAUACAAAGAAAUAUUAUCCUUGUAUGUGUAAGUAAACACUGUCAGAUGUCAGGAAAUCAGAAAAGUCAACAGAUCUAUAAUUAAAGUUAGGUUAGGUCUUAGUCUAAUAAGUUUUUGUGAAUCUGGCCCUAGUUCUAAAUUGAGUAAUUACAUCUAUAUUUGUUGGAUAGCUUUUAUUUUUGUACUUAUGUGCUAUUCUGUGCUUCCUUUUGUGAGCAGUUUUGUUCAGACUGCAUUUCCUAGAAUGCAUUGGAUUCAUUUUGUACUUUGUGUAAUGUUGAAGUACAGACUAAUUUCAGUAUUAGUAUGGGAUUAAUAGGACCCUUCAGAAUUAACCAGUUGUUUAACAAUAUUGGUAUUUUUUUCCUUGUUUAUGAAUUGAAUGAAUUUGAUUGCAGAAGCAAAGAAACAAGUGCUAUACCAUAUGAUGACUGCUUUGGAUUGUCCUUGAUUUUGGCAGCUGGACUUUUUUUUUUUUUUUUUUUUUUUUGUCCUUUAGAGUGGUGAAAUCAAAAGUACAUGAUACUUAAUUUUGCAAGCAUUGAGGAACUGCUUUAAAGUUAAUGUUCAUUGUUAACCAGAAAGUCUGAUUAUUCUAGUGUUUAGACACAGGCAGGUGGCCUGUUUAGAACAGGAAGCUAGGAAUUAAAUGGGAAUGAUCAUCUGAAUACUUAUAUAUUUCUCCUGUUUUAACAACACCAAGUGAUUUUGGCCACCUUGAUAAAAGCCUAAAAUGUAUGGAAAGAGUGCUCUCAUUCCCACCUGAAGCCCUUGUAGUUAGUUGCCUGGAUAUUAGCGGGAAGGAACAGAAAGAUUAAAAAUUCAGACUUCUCAAUUUUCAAGAACACCACACCACCUCCAGGCUUGGUAAGUGCACAACGCAUGAUUACUUUACAGUCUGCCAAGCCCUGCAAGAAAGCGUUUUUAAUUGUGCCUGUUUGAUAGUGUUGGGGGAAUGGGGGAUUCUUGUUUUGUCUAUUUAUCUAUACCAUAGUUUCAAUCCACACUUGAAGAGGAAUCAUGUACGAAAAAAUAAAUGAAUAAAUAAAUCACUGAUCAGGCAUAGGUCAAUCAAAUGAAAAUUGCUUGCCCUCAUGUCAUUCCAAACCUGUAAUUUUUCAUUUACACGCAUGUAAAGUGGGCUGUACCAUCAAAUCUUGAUCACAUUCAAGAACAGCAGUGUUUAUAUCUAAGCUAUGAACUUUCAUCUCAGUGACGUAAAUGAUCGCAAGAAAAGCGUGAAACUAAUUUUGAUUUUGAUUGCAUGGCUGUUUGAAUCAAGAUUGGGACCAUUUAACUAUCAUGUACUACUAAAUAAAAUUUCUUUUAAAAAAAAAGUUUUGAAUGGUAGUUCUGAAGUAGUAAAAUUCUAUUAAAAACAAAAAAGGCAAUUAAGUUUCCACAGUCCAAACAGAUUUGUAAAAAGCUUCAAUGUGAAAAAAUGUCUUUCCUGAGUUCCUGUAUGCCUAAAAAUGCCAGCAGGGAAAAAUGUUCCCCAUGGAUGUUACACUUGUUUUUAUUUGGCUAAAAACAUAUUUCACUGUAUUAUGCUACCGUCUUCACAAAGUGUCUAGAGUUAUUUUAUAAGGCUUUUUUUGUGCAGGCUACACUAAGUACAUUUUAUAAUGGUAAAUAAAAGCAAAACAAGCCUGCAUUGAUAAGAAUUAGAAAGGACCAACAUAUUGGGUGGCGUAAUAUUAUAAUACAAUAAAAUUAUUCAAUAUAGGCUCAUUAAUAUAACCUGUUUAAAUUAUAGCAUAUAGACAACAUAAUAAAUAUUGAACAGAAUGCAUGAUGCAAUGACAAAUUGCACAGCUUCUCCUAAUGAAUUAAUUUACACAAUUUCGAAUUUCAAUAAGAGAACAAUAAAUGGGCAAUCAAUGUUUUAUUCAUUAGCGAGCAUCAUGGGCUCAGAUUUUUCUGUUUUCCUUCAGAAAAUAGGCGGACUAAUUAUAAAUGGCAGUACUGAAAUGAACAAACGAUUGAUAUAACAAUACAAAAAUUAUAUAAUCCAAAUCUUGAACAAUUAUUAGUAACAUUAGGAUAAAACAUUAAAUAUAAUGCUGAGUCGACCCAAGACACAUUACUUAUCUCUCCACAAUCAGAAUCUCCAACGCUUGUGGUAUUUCCGUUUUUUUUUGGUGGUGUUUAACAAGGGAUUGCAAAUACACAGUUUUAUUAAGUCAAUGACUGGGAAACUUGAACAUUUUACUGAAAGUGUAUGUACAUUUGAAUUACAGCAACCGUAAAAAAAUUUACCUGUGGCGGUUCUAGUGUUAAAUGGCAAUGGGAAACUUCAUCACAGCUUUAGUCUCAUGGGUUUGGAGCGACACAAGGGUUGAAAAAUGACAUACUUUUUUUUGGUAAACGUUUGAUUUAUUCACGGUUUAAAGCCAUUGGAGUAAUUGGUAUAGAGUGUAAAAUUCAAGACAUAAAUUUAAUGUUUCUUGCUUUAACUAGAACAUCUUAAUUCUUUUUGUAACUUCAAUAGUCCAGGAGGAAUUUAUACAGAAUAUCACCUAACAAUUGCCAGUUGUUGUUUUUUUUUGUUUGUUUUUUUUUCAUCACCCUGCAUGUAGUUAGCACUUUAUACACUGGGACCAUAAAUUUCCAUAUGCUAUUAAUCGUGUAACCAGACUCUAUGGUUAAGACUGUUUUUCCCCUUGGCAGAAUUCAGUGGAAGCUUGCCUUUCAGGCUCCUGAGAUUAUAGCAAGUGUGACAAGAGCUUGUCUCUGUCUGUACUGUGUAUUGAGUGAAUGGUGGUGCAAUAGCUGAGCAUUAGGGGCCAGUGUCCAGCUUACCCACAGACUCCAGCAGUUGGUAACAUUGAGGAUUAGUUCUGCAGAUCAGUGGACAGUUGAGCCUGGACUUAUUUGCAUCAAGAGGUAUGCUUGCAUAUCACCGGAAAAGGUAAGUGAUCUUGUCUUUUGUUCCAUGCCAAUAAAGAACUACUUUCAUCAGCCGUGUUGAAAUACUACCUGGGUUCUGGCAUCACACUCCUGAAAAUGGAUUCACGGUGCAGAAAUUGUUUUUGUAAGCAGUAUUUGAAAUGUGUUUGGUACUUUGGCUCCCUCUGUGUGUGUAUAUCGGCUGCUCUGUAAUGUCUUCCACACAGCAGCUGUUUUUGAGAACAGCCUCAGCAGCUUCACCAAGCAUUGUGUAUCUAAGCGUUGUACAGUAAUAAAAUCCAAAGACCUUGUAAGUGGGGUGGUGGCAUUCUAUUGACUUCAUGUUCUGAGAUGGCGCUAAACCCUCUUUCUGCUUGGACAGGGGAAGUGGUUUAUGGUGAAGGCUAGGAUUUUAAAAACUUGAUUCUGAAUAGAACUGUUCAGAAAAGCUGUUUAUUUUUUUUUUUUUUUUUUUUUCUCUCAAAAAUGCACUUGAAUUUUCGUGGUUUUAGUGAGUCUUUUUUUCCUCAUCUUUAUAUAUCUGAACUUAAACUGCCGUUUCAGUUGCUUAUACAAACAAAAUGGCAUAUGCUCACCAAGGAAUGCGAGACAGUGACAAUGGUAAUAGUCCAAUAAUUAGUACAGCUUAAUGUUUGUUUUACUGUACUUUAAAAAGUUAUUUUACUUCUGGUUUCUCAGCAGUCAUUUCUUGUUUUCAGCAUCACAUAAUUCGUUUGAAAUCAUUGUAAUGUUGAUUCAAUGCUCAAGAAAUAUUUAUCAAGGGUUAAGUGUUUUAUUAUAUGUAUUUUAUAUACAAUUUUUAAUUUUUUUUUUUGAGAGGGGGAUUCUUUUUUUUUUUUUUCAUUUGGUACAUCAACAUACCUACUAUAGGGUUAGGUUUAGGGUGUUUUACUUGUAAAAUUAUAUAUAAUUUACUGUAUCAUAGUAAGUACACCAGGUUACUUUGUGUUUUUUUUUUCUUAUUGGGGUUCUUUGGAAAAUGUUCGUAACAACAGUGUUUAUUUUGAAGAGAUUCAACUAUUAAGGACAAUUCUUUACCUUUUUUUGUUUGUUACCCAAAAAGUGCUUUUUGUGAACGGCAAGCAUAUUAGACCCUCCAAAUUCUUGAGUGCUUAGACCUUGUCUAUCAGCUAUUGUGGUUUUCAGCAGACUACUAUAUUGAAUAGCCUUUACAUUUGUUGUCUUGAUGCUGCAAAAAUGUAUUUAUGGCAGUAUAAGUGGUUCUUCUUUCUCUCUCCUAUUCUCACUUCUCAAUCUUGGCAUUCUAACUAGGCUGUUUGCUUCGUAACUACAUGGAUAUCACAGUAAUGCUGCCUCCACUCUUUACAAAACUCCCUAUGUGGACUGGGUGGGAAAUGCUCGGGGUAACGAAACAGUGCUCUAAAGUACUUUUUUCUUCUUUUUUUUUCCUCCCAAAUCUGCUGUGAUCCUUUAUACUUCAAGUAUUGCACUCAUAACAGUGACGUGUUCUCCAGCAUUGUAUCGCAGCCUUGUUACUGAACAGACUGUAUUAAUGGUGCCCUCAAUUCACUGAGUGUGUGUGUAUUUCUGCUCUUGUGGAUGAGCGGAGCGCUUCCGAACAUAUUUAUAAUGCUGGAUCAGCAUUCUGUCUGGAUGUGUGUGUACAUGUCUGUUUAUCUGCACUGUGAUCCAUUCAUGUGAUCUUGGCCCCAAUCUGUAAUUUUGAUAAUAGUAUGGGCCAUGAGUUUUUAGCUCUAUGGAGUGUGAUGCCAGAACUGACCUUGUGACCUAGCGGCUGCCUCAGAGAGGCAGAUCUUAACAACACGUAUGUUAGAAAUUUGGGUUUGCGUUUGAGCUGUCGUCUCUAUGGAGUUCAAAGUGUCAUUGAACUUGUCAGUUAAGUGAGCUGUACAGCAACCAUAACAAGUCUUCAUGAAUGAGAUGAAUUAAUAUUUGCUCUUCAGCUGUAUAUGCAAAAACAAAGCGACUUAGCUAUACUUAAGCAUUUAUUUUAGCAUUUUAUGUUUGAGUAGUUUUAUGAUAGGGGUUUUCUUUUUGGACUUUCAAAUAGAUUUUUUUCAAAACGACUACUGAAACUUUUACCAAGAGUUUUGUGUUAUGUAAUAUUGUUAAAGAUAAUAGGCUGCUGUAAGUUAGUCAAAUAAAGCAGUUAAGGUAGGACUCUGUGUAAUGGUUUACGUCUGUAUCCUCACUGCCUUUCUCUCACUGCAGGGGCCUCGGGUGAUUGAAGGAGGAUAAGCGGAUUCAUACACUUUGAAAUCUGGGUCAACUAAGGAACCUGUUCUCUCAGCAGCUGAGCACUAUGGGCACCAAAUGUUCCUGUACUGUGGAAAAUGUGCAGUCUCGUUGGAGUGUGACGUGACAUGGCAACUUGGGAAAUCUUAAGUGCAGCACUGGAUAUGGAUCAUGAUUAUAUCAGAUUUUAAAUAAACAACAUAAAGAUC
Molecule: messenger RNA, 12975 nt
Organism: Puntigrus tetrazona (Sumatra barb)
Lineage: Eukaryota; Metazoa; Chordata; Actinopteri; Cypriniformes; Cyprinidae
Gene: sfpq
Product: splicing factor proline/glutamine-rich
Exons: 12
Coding region: 165-1952 (595 amino acids)
Biological process (GO): regulation of DNA-templated transcription
Cellular component (GO): nucleus
Molecular function (GO): RNA binding
Source: RefSeq, a predicted model, not a curated record